UCUUGAUGUUCUUCCACCUUUCAGACUUUCAGUACCGCUCCCCGCUUUCUCCGCGGGAAUGGCGUUUUCUUCCUCAUUUUCCCGCUUAAACCUCAUCCCCAAACCUUCGCUUCCUUACGCCAUGACUUCUUUGAGAGCGCUGAACCUGAACCUCCACAAGCUAUUACGAACCAAAUGGAUGGAACCAGGUAUGUCAAUGAAUGGUUCAUCUGCCCGAUUUUCCGUUUCGAAAAUUAUGAGCUCUGCUGGACUCCACACUCAGAUUUCAAGGCCGCAAGACGAUUUGAUUGUUCUUGGCAUCGAAACGAGCUGCGACGAUACUGCGGCUGCCAUUGUGAAGGGCAAUGGCGAAAUUCUUAGCCAAGUCGUUGCUUCUCAGGCGGAGCUGCUUGCUCGUUAUGGAGGCGUUGCGCCUAAAAUGGCAGAAGAAGCGCACGCACAAGUGAUUGACAAGGUGGUGCAGGAAACAAUGGAAAAGGCUAACUUAACAGAAAGGGAUUUAUCUGCAGUUGCUGUAACCAUUGGUCCCGGUUUGAGCCUCUGCCUCCGUGUUGGUGUGCAGAAGGCACGUAGAAUUGCCGGUAGCUAUAGUCUACCAAUUGUUGGGGUACAUCACAUGGAGGCUCAUGCUCUGGUAGCUAGAUUAGUCGAACGGGAGUUGCAAUUUCCUUUCAUGGCAUUGCUCAUUUCUGGGGGACACAACUUACUUGUUCUUGCCCAAGAUCUUGGCCAGUACAUACAACUUGGAACAACAAUAGACGAUGCAAUUGGGGAGGCAUAUGACAAGACUGCCAAAUGGCUUGGUCUUGAUCUGAGGAGGAGUGGUGGGCCGGCUAUAGAGGAGCUUGCUAGAGAGGGAGAUCCACAAUCAUUCAAGUUCUCAACUCCCAUGAAGCAACAUAAAGAUUGCAACUUCUCCUAUGCGGGGCUGAAGACUCAAGUCAGGCUGGCUAUUGAAUCCAGAAACAUUGAUGCAAAAGUUCCUAUUUCUUCUGAAAGCAGCCAAGACAGAAGUUUGAGGGCUGAUAUUGCUGCCUCUUUUCAGCGUGUUGCAGUGCUUCAUCUUGAGGAAAGGUGUGAGCGAGCAAUUGAAUGGGCAUUGAAGAUUGAACCAUCCAUAAGACAUUUGGUAGUCUCAGGAGGUGUUGCAUCAAAUAAGUACAUUAGGACUCGACUUACCGAGGUCGUCAGGAAGAAGGGCCUGCAGCUUGUCUGCCCUCCUCCCAGUCUCUGCACUGAUAAUGGUGUAAUGGUGGCCUGGACAGGCCUUGAGCACUACUGCGUCGGGAGAUUCGAUCCUCCACCGCCAGUUGAUGAACCAGAAGAUACUAUGUAUGAUGUGCGACCGAGGUGGCCGUUGGGAGAAGAAUACACAGAGGGAAGGAGUGUAGCUCGCUCCCUAAGAACAGCCCGAAUCCAUCCAUCCCUUACGUCAAUCAUCCAGGCAUCUCUACAGCAACAACAGUAGCUAUUAGCUUCAGUUUCCAACUUCACUCAAAAGGGAUUUGCAUUCUUUUGCUCCUCUUCUUCUCUGUGAUAUUUCUCAGGCAACAAACGGAAUCAUACCGGAGCUCUAUGAAGAUGCUGGGCGUCGAUGCGGUACUUCAAACACUUGAAGCAUUCUGUUAAGUUAUUGGGGGGUUUCAUGAGUUAUGCCAUCAUCAACAUGUUAUGUUUUUGUUGGUUUCACUUGUAUGGUUCUAUCAUAAUGUUGCCGCUUAUAUAUUCUACUGUGAGAUACUCUUCUUCUUUUUUUUUCAUAAAAAACUGGGAUAUGUUUAUUUGAGCCAAAAAAAAAAUUACAUAACUUGAAAGAUCAUUGAUCUUUCAACCGGAAGAAAAAGAAGAAAUGGUAGAUGUCAUUUAAAUUUAGCUUGGUUGGUGCUUGGAAUAUUUGUAAAUACAUAUUCAUGAGUGUAAUUAUAAUACAAUAUUUAUUUUGUA
Messenger RNA from Momordica charantia (bitter melon), 1944 nucleotides. RefSeq names its product glycoprotease 1 (gene GCP1). The record is from RefSeq and is a predicted model, not a curated record. Gene Ontology annotation, biological process: tRNA threonylcarbamoyladenosine modification. Gene Ontology annotation, cellular component: mitochondrion. NCBI's taxonomy places the organism in Eukaryota, Viridiplantae, Streptophyta, Magnoliopsida, Cucurbitales, Cucurbitaceae.